AUGGGAGGAAACAGGUGCAUGACUUUUCCUUUUAGUGAAAUGGUGGACAAGUUAAUGGAUGAGAAUGCUAGGCCUCCUAUUCGUAAGAAUGUCAAGCAGUUCAUGCUACUUGCCCUUGCCUCGCUACUCCGACCAUCAUCGUCACGGAAUUGUGAGCUUGACUCUUCGGAGUUCCACGUUGGGAAGAUUGAGCGGAUAAAAAGCUACGACUGGUCCGACCUUGUUGUAGCGGAAAUGAAGAGUAGUCUUGCUGCAGUUCAAGGAAAGGCAUUCCUUAACUAG
Molecule: messenger RNA, 282 nt
Organism: Linum trigynum
Lineage: Eukaryota; Viridiplantae; Streptophyta; Magnoliopsida; Malpighiales; Linaceae
Source: the annotation of a GenBank genome assembly